Diospyros lotus (date-plum) is the source of this 2305-nucleotide messenger RNA. RefSeq names its product probable mediator of RNA polymerase II transcription subunit 26c. The transcript is spliced from 9 exons. The record is from RefSeq and is a predicted model, not a curated record. NCBI's taxonomy places the organism in Eukaryota, Viridiplantae, Streptophyta, Magnoliopsida, Ericales, Ebenaceae. The coding region runs from base 667 to 1728 and encodes 353 amino acids. Gene Ontology annotation, cellular component: nucleus.
GAGAGUAGAGUUUAUCCUCAAAAUCAUUGCCCAAUUCAAAGGGAGCGUCAUAUUCACAAAUAAUAAUAACCCCAAAAACUGGAAUAAGUUGAAAAUUGAGACCAGUGGAAGGGAAGAUGAAAAAGGUGGGAAUUUAUUUAUUCCGGAAUAUGCCCUCGGUUGUCCCUCUAAUUUUCUAGACAAUUCCAUGUGGUACAUCCGCAAAUAAUCCACCAAAUCUAGUGCCUUUCGGUAAUAUGCAUUCUCCCCUUCUCUCUCUAGCAGCGGGCCUGUUCGGGGCUUGUGCCUCCGAGGCGCUCCAUUGACUCAGAUCUAAGUUCUAACGGCGAGGGUGAAAAGACGAUUGCAAUUGGAAUUAGUUUCAGUUUGAAUCAUAUCAUGGAUCGUACUUGAUGAAGAUGGUCCAGUCACCAACUCUGCCGGGCGGACGGACGGAAAGAAUACGGCGCUUAGGUUGUCUCCCUAUGUUAUCCACACGUUUGUCAGAUUCCCAGAUCUGGUCUUCUUGUUCCGCAUUCUGUUCGUGAAAUUCGCAUUCGCCAGACGGAAAGCUAGGCAUGUAUUUGUCUUCCUCGUACGUGUUAUGUGUUUUGGCUUUUGUGGAGCGUCGUAGUUGAGAGGAGGUUCAAGUUUUUGCGGUGUUGGAUCGAUAGGAGGUUUCCGAAGAUGGAUUUAGAUGAGUUUCGGAUGAUCCUGUUGAAUUCGAGGGCGAACGUGUGGGACUUCAUCGACGCCGCGAUUUCUGUUGCUUCGGUGGACUACGGCCACGAGUUGAAGGAUCGGAGGGACCAAAUCGUCGAGCGGCUGUACGCGAGCUCUGCCUUGCGGUGCCGCAACUGCGACGAUGAUCGCCAGAGGCCGACGAAGAACAAGGCUCCGAUCGAGAAAGAGGACAGUUACGAGCGCCGAAAGGAAGGUUCGCCUUCGACUCCACAUUCGAUUCAUGGAGACGAUGACGAAGAAGACGGAGGAGGAGGAGGAGGAGUAGAUGAAGAGGAGCUAGAUCCUUACGGUGGUUUGUUCGACGAUGAAGAGACGAAAAUUCUGAGAAUCAAAGAACAACUUGAAGAUCCGGACCAGACCGAAGAUGCUCUGGUGGAAUUGCUUCAGAGCCUUGCAGAUAUGGACAUAACAUUCAAAGCUCUCAAGGAAACCGACAUUGGGAGGCAUGUGAAUCGUUUACGGAAGCAUCCAUCAAAUGAUGUGCGGAGAUUGGUUAAACAACUCGUCAGAAAAUGGAAAGAUUUGGUUGAUGAAUGGGUCAAAUUCAAUACACCCAAUGAACUGGCAUCUUCUAAUCUCAUUGCCGACGGGGACUCCCCGCUGCAGAACGUGCCGACAACAAAGAAUGCCCAGAACGGCCAUCACCAGGUUGCUGAUUUCGCCUACUCUCCAAAUCCACACAAUGGCAGCUCUGGUUCAGACAAGAACAAUUCUGAACCGGAGGUUAAAGCGAAUUCAGUUCACCAAAGAGAUGCUCCGGCAAAGCUGUCCAAAUUCACUCCCCCAGCUCCUUCUGCCCCCCCUCCCAAGAGACAGCAGAAGGAAUCAAUCAUAGAUCUGGAGAGGCUGGCUUCGGCGAGAAAGCGUCUUCAGGAGAACUAUCAAGAAGCGCAGAAUGCGAAAAAGCAACGAACAAUUCAGGUGAUGGAUAUUCAUGAGAUACCAAAACCGAGGAAUGCCUUCUUUGGCAAGAAUAAAGGGGGCCCCAUGGGAAGGCACCGGUGAUUGGUCAUCUUGCAGCUGCCACGAAAUGGCACAGUAAAGACAGGGUUUCCACAAUCCGGUCCACCCUGUUACAAAUUUUCCUCCCUUCUGUCAUCUCUGGUUUGAUUUUGUUUGGUUGCCUGUGAAAUUAAACAAGUUAUUUGAAACCAACAACUUGAGCUCUCAUUUCGUGCAUCCAAGCCAUGAAUAUGGGUUGUGUAAUGGCUGAAGAAAAUGAGUCUCUGCAGAAAUUAUUAUCUGAAUACGAGGUAAAUGCGAUCAGGAUAUUAUAAAUUAAACACUUCAGAUAAUGUAUUGUUGGAUUAUCUGAUUUGUUUAAUCCUUGUAGCUUUAUUACAUGUAUUCUUUUAGCCAGUAAAAUAAAUGUUCUAUAGGGAGAGGAGAACAAGAGUGUGGGGAACAGGGUACAACUUCGACAGAAAAAAAAAAAAAAAAAACUCUAGAAUGGGGCUUGGCAGUAAAGUCUGUAGGGUUGGUUUAUCUGUUUUUUCAGUUUAUGGACAUAAAUAUUCAUUAUUGUCUUAAUGAUGGUUCGAGGUUUAGAAUAUAUGAAGUCAAUUUUAUUUGGUGGGAUUUA